Torulaspora delbrueckii is the source of this 1293-nucleotide messenger RNA. RefSeq names its product Emp47p (gene EMP47). Lineage: Eukaryota; Fungi; Ascomycota; Saccharomycetes; Saccharomycetales; Saccharomycetaceae. The transcript has a single exon. Gene Ontology annotation, molecular function: D-mannose binding. Gene Ontology annotation, cellular component: COPII-coated ER to Golgi transport vesicle; endoplasmic reticulum-Golgi intermediate compartment; Golgi membrane. Bases 1 to 1293 code for a protein of 430 amino acids. The record is from RefSeq and is a predicted model, not a curated record. Gene Ontology annotation, biological process: endoplasmic reticulum to Golgi vesicle-mediated transport; Golgi organization; endoplasmic reticulum organization.
AUGAAGAUGAAGCUAUUAGGGACUUCGAUGGCGCUGAUAGCCUCAGUAGCGCAUAUUGUUAAUGCACAUGCAACAGAGAAAUCAGACGAUACAAAAUUGAACCAGGCUAUGUCUUUGCCAGACCUGAUUUCUUCGACUAAGGUCCCUAAGAGCUGGACUGCAGGUGAUUCUUCGGUACUGGAAGAAGGCAGAAUUAUAUUAACACCUCAGAGAGGUACCAAAGGUUCGUUGUGGCAGAAGGAGAACUAUAAAUUGGAGGAUUCAUUUACAUUGGAAUGGACAUUUAGAAGUGUAAAUUAUGAGGGGAAAAGUGAAGGUGGUUUAUCUUUCUGGUUUUUAAGUUCUAAUAGCCGGAGUGAUUUCAAGGAUGAAACCUUUUAUAAUGGACCUUCAAAAUUUGAUGGUCUACAAUUACUGGUCGAUAAUAAUGGACCUUUGAGUUCUACCAUGCGUGCACAACUGAAUGAUGGUGGCGAACCCUUCACUAAACAGAAUGUGUACGACAGAUCGUUAGCAUCCUGUUUGAUGGGCUACCAGGAUUCUUCAGUGCCUUCGACGCUCCGUUUGACUUAUGAUAGGAGUGAGAAUAACCUGCUGAAGUUACAAAUAAAUAAUAAGAUUUGUUUCCAGACAAGAAAAGUUCAGUUCCCAGCCGGUGAGUAUCGAAUUGGUGUGACAGCUGAAAAUGCAAACACUCCUGAAUCAUUUGAGAUCCUGAAGAUGGAAUUGUAUAAUGGCCCUAUCGAGGAUUCGUACAUCCCCAACGUUAAUGAAAUGGGGCAACCUAGAGUGUUGACAAAGGUUAUCGAUAAAGAAACUGGUCAAGAGAGAUUAUUGGAGAAGGAAGCUUAUGACAUUGAAAACGACAAGAUCUCAAAUUAUGAGCUAUAUAAGAAGCUCGACCGAGUUGAAGGUAAAAUUUUGGCAAAUGACAUUAAUGCAUUGGGCGCUCAAAUAACUCAACUUCAGAAAACACAAGAAGAGCUUCUGAAGUACAUUUCGCAAGUGAGUCAAGGCACUAGUGUCAGUAAGGGGAAAAGCGGGGAUGCGAUCGAUGAAGAUAGAAGCAAAUACGGUGAUUUCAUCUCUAUGAAUGAAAAACUGGAAAAGAUGCUUAUUGAACAAGAGAGAGCUAGGGAGGCGGCUAAGCUUGCUACUCACUCUGGUCCGCAUAUCGAUGACAUAGCCAGUAAGCUAGCUCUAUGGCUUCUACCACUGAUCUUCAUCAUGCUAGUCAUGGCAUACUACACUUUCAAGAUCAGACAAGAGAUCGUUAAGACAAAGUUGUUGUGA